CGCGCCCGGCGGCGGCCGAAAUGAAAGUAAGCGAAGAGCAUCGAAACUUCCCGUUUCACACAAAGUCAAAUGUGUUUGUUGUUCCGCAUCUACGGCCUGUUGUGACAGGUAAGCAGACCGGCGGAACCGAGUCAGAAUCGGUGGCUGACUGACGGACUUUUGCAUGACGAAGAAGAAACGAUACAGACUUGAUGUGUUUCUCUUCAACUAAAAUGAAAGUGGAGCUCGGAUUUGUUUCCAAAUGAGCUGCUAUAAACGAGGCUCCUCGCUCCUACCGGCGUCACAACGCCCACUGCUCAGCUGAGGAAGAACCAGACAUAAGAUGGCUGACAAAAUCAUCGUUUUCUUUGACCUGGAGGCCACUGGAUUAGAUACUUCACGGUGUGACAUCAUCCAACUGGCCGCUGUCUGUGAGGAGAGGGUCUUCAAUAAAUACACUGUCCCUCAGCAAAACCUGACCGAGAGCGCUACAGAGGUCACAGGCUUCAGAGUGCAGUCGGGUCGCCUGUUUCGCCGCGAUUCUCCCGUGGAAACCGUCCCAAUCCAUGACCUUCUGACCUCCUUCAUCGACUUCCUGCGCUCCUUCCGACGCCCCGUAGUGCUGGCGGCCCACAGUGUGAUGCGUUUCGAUGCGCCUGUGCUCACCAGAGUGAUGAAGAAAUAUGACCUGUUCCUUCAGUUCCAGCAGGUGGUGUCGGGCUUCCUGGACACCUUCUUGCUUAGCAAGAGACUCUUCCCGGGCAUUAGUGGCUAUUCACAGGUGUCUUUGGUCAGGAACUUUCUGGGAAAGUCCUACGAUGCUCAUAAUGCAGAGGAGGACGCCAAGAUGCUGCAGGAGCUCUAUAACGUGUGGAGACCUGACCAGUCUAGGGUCAUGGCAAAUACUUUUAAAGUAAAUGAAAAGUACUCUUACUAAAGGAAAAAGUCUAAUAACAUCCCCUGAAAACGAACCGAUAUAUCAACAGAAACAAAACAGUUCUGAGUGAGGAUAAAUGUGGUUUCUUUUUUUGUCAUCAUGCACCUCUAAAUCAAUGGAAAUAUUAAUAAACAAUGAAGUAAGACAACUGGAAAGCCUUUUAUCCUAUGUAGUCCUGUAGCUGUGUGCUCUGUUGUUUCUGUGAGAAGUACGGCUCAGUUUAUUUGUACGAACCAUUAAAACUUCAUUUUCUGUACAUUCCUAAAACCUCUUAUCGUAGACCUACCAAAUCAUAGAAGUCAUAGAGAUUUUAUGUAUGUACUGAAAAUGGGUCUCCAGCUUGACUUGUAAAAGAAAAUACAAAUAUUCUGUCGAGUGUUUCA
Messenger RNA from Xiphophorus couchianus (Monterrey platyfish), 1299 nucleotides. Its product is annotated as DNA polymerase III PolC-type-like. Gene Ontology annotation, biological process: DNA catabolic process. Gene Ontology annotation, molecular function: 3'-5'-DNA exonuclease activity; nucleic acid binding. Bases 323 to 916 code for a protein of 197 amino acids. The record is from RefSeq and is a predicted model, not a curated record. Gene Ontology annotation, cellular component: cytoplasm. NCBI's taxonomy places the organism in Eukaryota, Metazoa, Chordata, Actinopteri, Cyprinodontiformes, Poeciliidae. The transcript is spliced from 3 exons.